AUUUUAAAAUGUCGUAUGAAAUAGACAUAACGCAGUAUGUAAAACACGGACCCACCGCACGAAGCAUGUCGUCGGCUAACCUGCUCUAAACAUAUUUCGGCUGUUUUGAUGGUCUUUGAAUCAAAACAAACAAAUUUAAAGCCAUAGUUGAAGGUGACAUAGUAAUGCCUCCUCAACCGGAGACGCGCUCUGCUGGAAAUCGUCCAACUCCUCUUCCCGGAACAGGGCUAGAGGAUAUUGGAGUACCUGGUCAAAACUAUCUACGAGAUGCUCUGACCAGCUGUACUGACCCUUUAAAGGCUAUCGAGGAGUUUCAGCUUGACAAUGGCAUUCUCUUACCAUCCCUUAGACAGAUGCUUCCUUUGUUGGAUUUGCAUGGUGUCCGCCGUCUGGAUUUUCACACUUCAGUUUUAGAGGAGCUCCGAGAUCGCCUUGUGUCGCACAUUGAAACUAUAGGGCAAAAGGAAGGCCGUGAGAGAGACAGAAAACUGAAGGAGCUCUUAAACAAAAGUUUCCCUUUGGUUCAAGUCAAAGCCCUUAGACCUGUUGUUAUGGGUAUAUUAAAGAAUACGCCACAUAUUGAUGACAAAUACUUAAGAGUUUUGGUAAAAGAUAGAGAACUCUAUAAUGAUACUGACACAGAAGUCAAGCAGCAAAUAUGGAAAGAUAACCAGUCUUUGUUUGGUGAUGAGGUCUCCCCUCUGCUUAGUCAGUAUAUCAAGGAGAAAGAAAACAUACUCUUUGAUCAUCAAAAUUUAACUAAUCUUUUCUUUAGUCCAUCUCCAAAGGUUCGAAGACAAGGAGAAGUUGUUCAAAAAUUGGCCCAUAUGAUUGGUAAUAGUGUCAAGUUGUAUGAUAUGGUUCUUCAGUUUCUACGAACUCUCUUUUUGAGAACAAGAAAUGUUCACUACUGUACAUUACGAGCUGAACUUCUAAUGGCUCUACAUGAUCUGGAAAUACAGGACAUAAUAUCAGUUGACCCAUGUCACAAAUUUACGUGGUGUCUGGAUGCCUGCAUUCGGGAGAAGAAUGUAGAUGUAAAAAGAUCAAGAGAACUGCAGGGAUUUCUUGAUAGUAUUAAACGCGGUCAAGAACAAGUUUUAGGUGACCUGUCGAUGACAUUAUGUGACCCUUAUGCCAUAAACUUUCUUGCUACAUCUGCAAUGAAGAUACUGAAUCAUAUUAUCAGUAAUGAGGGCAUGGCUAGAGACAAUACGGUUCUUGUUUUACUAUUAAGAAUGCUUGCUCUUGGUUUGAGUGCAUGGAAUAUGAUUGAUUCUCAGGAAUUUAAAGAGCCCAAAUUGGAUCCUCAAGUAGUGACAAAAUUCAUUCCAGCUCUGAUGUCAUUGAUGGUGGAUGACCAAGUUCGACAACUUAAUGCAAAAUUGCCUCCCGAUGAAAGAGAAUCUGCUAUAACUAUCAUUGAACACUCAGGUCCAGCUCCUGAUGCCUGCCAAGCCUAUGUUCAAGAAAGUUCUGUAGCAUCAAUAUUAUCUAUGUACUACACUCUUCAUGCAUCUCGUUCUAAAGACAGAGUUGGACUUAUGAGAAUUCUAGGCACGCUUGCUGGCUGUGAAAGUGACAGAGCUUUUGAGGACCCAUUUUUGCACUUUUUGGUAUCUCUUCUAGUCCACAUGGGAGAGGAAUUUGCGGCUGAAGAUUUCUGCACAGUUGUGUUUGAUGAAUUUUUCUCUGCUGGUCUUACCCGAGAUAAUGUAACACGUCACUUGUUAAAGCUGCUAUGGUACGUCUACCCAAAGCUGCCUGCCAGUCGGUUACACACACUUGUCAAGGCACUUCAACCAUCAUCUCAUCAAAAUGAAGCUGUUCAUCGUCUGUAUGAUGCACUUACAGAAAGAAUUGGAAAUGAAGAAGCUGCACCAGCUGUUCCAGUUAACAUGGAUUAUUUAGAAAGUCCUCUAAUGAGUGUGCCAACUCCUGCACCUAUCCACUGAUCAAAAGCGGCUAGUGAAGGAUCACAUCAUGUGUUUGAAUUUCUUCCAAUUUAAUGUUUAGUCUUGUCAUGGCUGUAAAGUUGAAGUGUCAACAUACAUUACAUGAUUCACAAGUUUUAACGUGUAUUUUGUAUAAAUGUAAAUAGUGUAAAUUAUCUUUAGUAAACAGUGUACUGGAAGUGCAAUAAAGUUAUGUGAUACUGUA
Frankliniella occidentalis (western flower thrips) is the source of this 2160-nucleotide messenger RNA. RefSeq names its product negative elongation factor B (gene NELF-B). The record is from RefSeq and is a predicted model, not a curated record. Bases 165 to 1955 code for a protein of 596 amino acids. Gene Ontology annotation, cellular component: nucleus; NELF complex. Lineage: Eukaryota; Metazoa; Arthropoda; Insecta; Thysanoptera; Thripidae. Gene Ontology annotation, biological process: negative regulation of transcription elongation by RNA polymerase II. The transcript has 13 exons.